This is a messenger RNA of Suricata suricatta (meerkat), 798 nucleotides long. It is a transcript of the gene MRPL52, whose product is annotated as mitochondrial ribosomal protein L52. The coding region runs from base 23 to 397 and encodes 124 amino acids. Gene Ontology annotation, molecular function: structural constituent of ribosome. The transcript is spliced from 5 exons. The record is from RefSeq and is a predicted model, not a curated record. Gene Ontology annotation, cellular component: mitochondrial large ribosomal subunit. Gene Ontology annotation, biological process: mitochondrial translation. NCBI's taxonomy places the organism in Eukaryota, Metazoa, Chordata, Mammalia, Carnivora, Herpestidae.
CUUCCGGCUCCGCGACUUCAGCAUGGCUGCUUUAGGUACCCUGCUUUUGUCAGGUGUCCGGAGGCUGCACAGUAGCGUGGCGGCUCGGGCGGGCAGUCAGUGGCGACUCGAGCAGGGCCUGUCUGCUAACCCCUCUGGCUACGGGCCCCUUACGGAGCUCCCAGACUGGUCUUACGCGGACGGCCGCCCUGCACCUCCAAUGAAAGGCCAGCUUCGAAGAAAAGCCCAAAGGGAGAAGUUUGCAAGACGAGUUGUACUGCUGUCACAGGAAAUGGAUGCUGGGUUACAGGCAUGGCAGCUUAGGCAGCAGGAGAAGUUGCAGGAAGAAGAAAGGAAGCAGAAAAAUGCUCUGAAACCCAAAGGGGUUCUACUGAAGAACCCACUACCAAGUCAAUAAAAAGCAGUUCCUGUCUCCCUUUCCCAGCCUCUCUCUGGCUUCCUACUCUCUCCCCUCCCUGCCUCAUCCCAGCCAGAAGAGAGCCUUCACAUCCCCAUCUGCCUUCCGAGCACAGGAGCUUGGACACCAGGAGGAACUGCCUGUAGGAUCACUGCCUAGUGAAGUUGGCCGAGUGCCCUCAUUCCUGGCUCCAUUUCAGUUCAGCGCAGUCGCGCUCUGGGACACUUGCCUCCUCGGCGGGCUAUCGGACUGGCCCAACUGUGAACAGUAGCUGCUCUGCGAACAUGCAGAAGGGGCAGCAGUUGUCCUGGUGUCAGCGAGGCACUCAGGCCUUUAACAGCCCAUACACAGCUCAGGCUGCACACAGUUAUUCAUUUAAUAAAUGCUUUGAUGAAAAAGGC